AUGACAUACGACUAUUUACCGGACCGAGGAGAUGUACCAGUGUCGAACUCGAAGAUAUUCACCCUGACUUCGACUUUGGGCAUGAAAUUCUACAGUCGCGCUGUUGUUCUCGCUAUGGGUGCUGGUGGAGCUGGGAUUUCCAAGAUCUUCCCAUGGAAACCAUCAAGCAAAGAGGAUGGGGCUGAUGCAUGCUGUCACAGUAUGGAAAUUAAGUCUUUCCCAAGCCUCAAUGUUCGCAAUAAGAUUCAGCGAAGACAGCAGACAAAUGUGGUUGUUGUUGGAGGAGGAUUAUCCUCAGCACAGAUUGUCGAUAUGGCUGUGCGAAAAGGUGUUACGAAAGUGUGGUUUUUGAUGCGAUCGGGUCUUAAGAAACGUCUUGAAAUGAUGAAGACAGCUCGGAACGGCGGCAGCAUCACGCCUCGCUAUACCCGAAUCGUCAGGCAGCAUGCCGCUAAAAAUCGCGCAUCGAUCCACACAGGCACAGUCAUCACAUCGCAUGAGUAUAACCCGGAGUCGCAGACCUGGUCACUUACUACCGAUCCGCUGAUUCCUGAUCUGCCUCCCAUCGACUAUAUCUACUUCGCGACAGGGGCCCGUGCAGACGUAUGCGAGAUGCCCUUGCUGAACAAUAUGAAUGCGCAGUACCCCAUUGAAACGAAAGAGGGAUUACCAUGUCUAACAGAGGAUCUCAUGUGGAGAGAGGAUGUACCUUUAUACAUGACUGGUCGUAUGGCCGGUCUACGUCUUGGACCUGGGGCACCGAACCUCGAGGGUGCACGAGUAGGUGCGGAGCGAAUUUCAUGGAGUCUCGAGGAAGUACUGGAGAAGAACAGGGAGGUUGGAGAACAGUGCGAGGGUUUUUGUGGGCUGGGGAAUCGGUAUGCUUCUCUACUCGGAGACUCGGACGAAUAG
Penicillium malachiteum is the source of this 912-nucleotide messenger RNA. RefSeq lists its product as uncharacterized. The record is from RefSeq and is a predicted model, not a curated record. The transcript is spliced from 2 exons. NCBI's taxonomy places the organism in Eukaryota, Fungi, Ascomycota, Eurotiomycetes, Eurotiales, Aspergillaceae. The coding region runs from base 1 to 912 and encodes 303 amino acids.